Messenger RNA from Mycotypha africana, 1320 nucleotides. RefSeq lists its product as uncharacterized. The transcript has 2 exons. Lineage: Eukaryota; Fungi; Mucoromycota; Mucoromycetes; Mucorales; Mycotyphaceae. The record is from RefSeq and is a predicted model, not a curated record. The annotation marks the transcript as partial.
AGAAGGUUGCCUCUUGAUAACUGCGUUUUUGGUGACUAUCGCAACACAUUCAAGUCAAAAGUUGUUGAAGCUUGUUCUGUUAUCCGAAACUUGGUUCUUAGAGCCAAACUCUUCGUGAAUUAUUACGUCUCGAAAAAUGCCACUCUUGCUGAGCCAAAGUGUAUUAAAUGUAUCUUUACACAAAAUUUCUGGUACUCUAUGAUACAGCUAGUGAAUGGACAAAGACCAAAAAAUAGUAGGCUGAUAUCACAACAAUUACUGAGCUCGUUUGAUUCUUUUAAAACGACUUACCCUAAGAUUGUCUUCCCUGUCAAGCUCUUUCCUGGACUUAGUCAAGCCAUUACAGAAGCAUGCACCGAAAUUGCUACUUCCUAUACGAACAGUAUAGUGGAAAAUUUUGAGGAGAAACUUCUCUAUUUUUUGAUAUAUAAAAUACAAACGGCAUUUGUGUGUAUGCCUUGGAAGCUUGUCAAAAAGGUCACAAGUGAUUUCUGCUAUCAAGAGAUAUGCCAAGGAAAACCUAAAUGGCCAACUGAUGACUACCUUACCAAAGAUAUAAAAGCAAAGAUCCAAACCUUUUGUGAACCUUGGAAGAAGAAGCUGGGGAAGAAAGUGAACAUGAAGACAUUAUCUGCUGAUCCUGGGUCUUUCGUACCCUUUUUGUUAUCUUUGAACGCAGAAUUUGAGAGGGAACACGAUGAUCAUAAACCAUUUGACGUACGACGACGUCCUCUUCCAAAAUUGUUAUCCUUACUGCCAAAGGUUUCCGUUCAAUGGAGGUUCAUUACCUUGAGCGUGAACGCUCUGUCUUCUUUUGUGAAACGUUCUUUACCCCGCAAUUACCAAAGCCAAUUAGAGCUGUUUUUCAAUGUCUUUGAUUUCAAGAAACUCCGGUACAAAAGGUAAGCAUACAGUUGAUACGGUAUACAGUCGAGUAUAAUAUAUGAAUUUUAAUUUAGGCAAAGUAGUAUCUUUGAACUAACACCAAAUGGUGAUAACAAAGAGCCCUUUGGUAAUAUUGUCAGAACAGAUGGGUUUUCAGUUGACUUUCUUUUUUAUAAAAGACAACAAUCUGGCCAUGGUGCCUCGUUCCAAAGAUUUGACCUCACUCUUGAUGAUUUCUCUCUGGAUGAAGUUGACAAUACUUAUUUACCUAUUACCCUGGAUCCCCGAAGAAAGUCUGUUUUCACUGCUGCUGUUGGCCUUGAAUAUAACAGACAAGUGCGAAGAUGCACUAAAUCUGAAUACUAUCAUAUGACAGGGUCGACCCAAUACAGUACCAAGUUAAACAGAAAGAAGGCCGUUACAGGCAUAGAUCUC